Messenger RNA from Aspergillus oryzae RIB40, 624 nucleotides. Its product is annotated as putative C2H2 finger domain protein. The transcript has 3 exons. NCBI's taxonomy places the organism in Eukaryota, Fungi, Ascomycota, Eurotiomycetes, Eurotiales, Aspergillaceae. The coding region runs from base 1 to 624 and encodes 207 amino acids. The record is from RefSeq and is a predicted model, not a curated record.
AUGGCACCUCGUGGCUUUACGAAUCCUGCUCCCAAAACUGAGUCUGCUCGCUCUGCUUUGAGCUCGUUUACCUGUACACUCUGCAACAAAUCCUAUUCGCGGCAUCCCGAGUAUGAAGCACAUAUCUCUUCCUACGAUCACCAGCAUCGCAAACGCCUUCAAGAUCUUAAACAACUCUCCCGAGACCCAAACGCUGCGGAGAAGGCUAGGCGAGCGGAAAGGAGGGCUGACGCAGAGGCUGGCCUAAGAGUCAUUGAUACCAAAGCUAGCGCAGCAGUGGGAACCGGGGGCGGGGGUGGCGGAGGUUUCAAGAAAGGGGGGUUCAAGAGCUCCUUUACCACUGUCAAAGGUCCUGUCGUUCCGACAGCACCAACGAAGAAGAACGUACUUGGGGAUGAUGACGACGAAGAUGAAAUACCAGAAUCAACUUAUAUAAGCCAACGUGCUCAGGCUACCCAAGACCCAAGUGAUCAGCCUGAUUACGCCGAAAGUGACACGGAUGCUGAAUACUCAAGUGAUACUAUGGGUAGUGCCUACUAUGAUCCCCUUAAGCCGACGGGCUGCUUCGCUGGCUGUGUCAGCACCAAAAAUAUACCCAUAGGUACUGCUGCGGUCAAGGGGUAG